AGCGGGGCUCGGACUGAGUUCUGCCGGGUGUCCGGGGGUCUCCGGGGUGAGGGCAAAGCUCCGGGCAGGGUUUGCAGCGUGUCCGGGAGGCUGUGGAGUGAGCGAGGGACGCCGAUGUGGUCUGUAGGGUGGGUGGAGUGUCACCUUUGUUCAUCACCAGGUCCUGUGAGGGCCUGGGCAACAUGGUACCCUCUGGCCAGGCAGCAGAGAAGCAGGCAUGUGAAGAGCCAGGGUCGGGCCCUGAGCUGCAGUCCUGGCGGUGCCUGGUGGUCUAUCUCUGCUUCUUCGGCUUCAUGGCACAGAUGCGACCCGGAGAAAGCUUCAUCACGCCCUACCUCCUGAAACCGAAUAAGAACUUCACAGAGGAGCAGGUGACCAACAAGAUCAUACCGGUUCUGUCCUAUUCCUACCUGGCGGUGUUGGUACCCAUCUUCCUGCUCACUGACUACCUGCGCUACAAGCCAGUGCUGGUGCUGCAGGGCCUGAGCUAUGUGUGCGUGUGGCUGCUGCUGCUCCUGGGCCACUCGGUACUGCACAUGCAGCUCAUGGAGGUCUUCUACAGCGUCACUAUGGCGGCACGCAUCGCCUACUCCUCCUACAUCUUCUCCCUGGUGUGCCCUUCCCACUACCAGCGCAUGGCCAGCUACUCACGGGCAGCGGUGCUGCUGGGCGUCUUCACCAGCUCUGUACUGGGUCAGCUGUUGGUCACCCUGGGCGACGUUUCUUUCACCACGCUCAACUACAUCUCCCUGGCCUUCCUCAUCUUCAGCCUGGGGCUUGCGCUCCUCCUGAAGCGCCCUAAGCGCAGCCUCUUUUUCAACCGCAGUACACUUGUGCGUGGGGCCUUGCCCUGUGAGCUGGACCAGAUGCACCCUGGCCCUGGGCAGCCAGAGCCCGGGAAACUGGAGCGUGUGCUGGGUGCUUGCCGGGACUCCUUCCUGGUGCGCGUGCUCCGGGAACUGUUGGACAGUGCACGGCGGCCUCAGCUGCGCCUCUGGUCCCUCUGGUGGGUCUUCAACUCCGCAGGCUACUACCUGAUCAUCUAUUACGUGCAUAUCCUGUGGAACACCCCUGAUAGUGCAUAUCCUGUGAAACACCCCUACAACGGUGCCGCAGAAGCUGCCUCCACACUGCUGAGCGCCAUCACAUCCUUCUCCGCUGGCUUUAUGAAGAUCCGCUGGGCUCUGUGGUCAAAGCUGGUCAUCGCAAGUGUCAUAGCCAUCCAGGCUGGGCUGGUUUUCCUCCUGUACAGCACCAGCAACAUCUGGCUGUGCUAUGCGGCCUUUGUGCUGUUCCGUGGGGCCUACCAGUUCCUUGUACCCAUCGCCACUUUUCAGAUUGCAUCUUCCCUGUCUAAGGAGCUCUGUGCCCUGGUCUUUGGGGUCAACACGUUCCUCGCCACUGUACUGAAGACCUCCAUCACACUUGUGGUCUCUGACAAGCGGGGCCUGGGCCUCUCAGUCCGUUCACAGUUCUUUAUCUACUUCGUGUACUUCCUCAUUCUGUCCAUCAUCUGCUUCGCUGGGGCUGUGCUGGAUGGCUUGAGGUUCUGCUGGAAGGGUCGCCACCAGCCCCUGCCCCUGGCCCAGGAGCUGAGGAGCCCAUUGGAGGAGAAGACUGUGCAGGUGCUAAGUGUACAGGAUGGAGACCUGAGAGACCUGCAGCCCUCAGCCCCACCACUGCUCCCACAGGAUAUCGUGGAGGACAGCAUGGGGAACCUGAGGCCUGAAGUCAAGGCCUGACCACCUAUCCUGACUGUCCUGGCUUUCCUUCAGCCCUAGUCCAGCAGGCAGAUUCCUGACCCAGGGGCAGCCCCUCCCAUCUGCACUCCAUCUUGAUACAGCUUGGGUCUGAUGCUGCAGACAAAUCUCCCAGCCUACCAGGGACAUGUGGGGCCCUCUGUGGUACCUUUUAGGAACCCUCAACGUAUCUCCAGGACUCACCUUAGGGGCUACCUGGUUUAACAAAGGAAUCAUAGCUUGUCCUACUGGCCUCUGAGCACCCAAACCCAACCUACAUCAUGCUCUAGUAGUGGUCGGAGCCUGCUGGGACACUCAAGGCAGCUGCCUGGCUACGUAGCCUACAUGCCAGGCCACUGUGGGCCCAUGUUGCCUGUUGCUUGCUGCAAAGAGCCUGUGGUAGGGUCUCCUGUGUCCACCAGGCCAACCUGGCCUCAACCCUCGCAGGCUGGGGCAAAUCAUGUCUGUCCCCAAGGCUGGCGAGGUAACCGAGACACCAGCCAGGGCACACUGACCUUGCAGAGUGCUGGUCCCUCCAUGUGGGGUAGGAGCUCAUCCCCAGGCUCCUGGCUAAGCUGUGACACUUCAUUGUCUGAGGUGCUUGUUUGGACGAUGCUCUCACCUUUUUUAAAAAACUGACAUUAAAAUGGAGAACAUUUGGCUUUUUCA
Messenger RNA from Nannospalax galili (Upper Galilee mountains blind mole rat), 2408 nucleotides. It is a transcript of the gene Slc19a1, whose product is annotated as solute carrier family 19 member 1. The record is from RefSeq and is a predicted model, not a curated record. Gene Ontology annotation, cellular component: basolateral plasma membrane; plasma membrane; apical plasma membrane. The coding region runs from base 183 to 1742 and encodes 519 amino acids. Gene Ontology annotation, molecular function: methotrexate transmembrane transporter activity; folic acid binding; folate:monoatomic anion antiporter activity. NCBI's taxonomy places the organism in Eukaryota, Metazoa, Chordata, Mammalia, Rodentia, Spalacidae. Gene Ontology annotation, biological process: methotrexate transport; folate transmembrane transport. The transcript is spliced from 6 exons.